This is a messenger RNA of Zonotrichia leucophrys gambelii, 675 nucleotides long. RefSeq names its product scale keratin-like. Gene Ontology annotation, molecular function: structural constituent of cytoskeleton. The transcript has 3 exons. Lineage: Eukaryota; Metazoa; Chordata; Aves; Passeriformes; Passerellidae. Gene Ontology annotation, cellular component: intermediate filament. The coding region runs from base 1 to 675 and encodes 224 amino acids. The record is from RefSeq and is a predicted model, not a curated record.
AUGGCAGGAGAGCAGCCCAGGGCAGCAGCGCCCCAGCCACAGGGGCCGGGGCUGGAGCAGGGAGCCGCCAGCAGAAGCGCUGGCACACUUACCCUUGUUCCCGAGGAGGAGAAGGUGGCCAGGGCACUGCUUGCUGCACUCUGGCCCAGGGGACACUCCCUCCUGCUGCUGCUGCUGCUGCUGCUGCUGCUUCUGCUGCUGACACCAGGGCUGUGCAGCCCCUGCCCCUCCCUGAGUCAGCAUCCCCCAGGUGCCAGCCCAGCACAUCCCACUGCCCAAAUGUCCUGCUACGACCUGUGCCCACCCAGGAGCAGCGCUGACCUGUGCCCAGUGCCCAGGACCAGCGUGGCUGUGCCCCAGCCCAUCGCUGAGAGCUGCAACGAGCUGUGCGCCCGCCAGUGCCCCGACUCGUCUGCCUUCAUCCAGCCCCCGCCCGUGGUGGUCACCUUCCCCGGCCCCAUCCUCAGCUCCUUCCCCCAGCAGGCCGUGGUGGGCUCCUCCGGAGCACCGGCCUUUGGCGGCUCCCUGGGGCUGGGCGGCCUCUACGGCGCCGGCGCCACCCAGGCCUCGGGGGGCCUCUGCACCUUUGGCAGAGCCUACGCUGCUCCCGCCUGCAGCCCUUGCGCCCUGCCCCGCUACAGCAAGAAGCUCUGGGACACCUGCGGGCCCUGCUAG